Molecule: messenger RNA, 1413 nt
Organism: Nicotiana tabacum (common tobacco)
Lineage: Eukaryota; Viridiplantae; Streptophyta; Magnoliopsida; Solanales; Solanaceae
Product: 1-aminocyclopropane-1-carboxylate oxidase homolog 1-like
Source: RefSeq, a predicted model, not a curated record
UCCCAUACUUUUGACUUUACUCAAUAAAAUCUCCUCAUUUAGUAGUAGUACUUCCUAUCUCUCCUAUUUGAGCUUUGAUUUCUCUAGCAGAAGAAGAAAAUGGUUGUCACAGGUGAACAUAUCUAUGAUAGGACAAGUGAAUUAAUAGCUUUUGAUAGUACAAAAGCUGGCGUUAAAGGACUAGUAGAUGCAGGAGUUGAAAAGGUUCCAAGAAUUUUCUAUACACCAGAAGAUGCAUAUACUGUGGCAUCUAAUGAUCCUGAAAAAUCCCAAAUCAAUAUUCCAGUUAUAGACUUAGAUGGCAUCAGUAAAGAUCCAAUUAAACGUAGCGCGAUAGUUGAAAAAAUCCGUGAAGUGUGGGGUUUCUUUCAAGUGGUCAAUCAUGGAAUUCCAGAAAGUGUUUUACAAGAAAUGUUGAAUGGUGUUAGGAGGUUUUAUGAGCAAGAUACUGAGGUGAAGAAACGAUGGUAUACGCGCGAUACGUCGAAAAGAGUGGUGUAUAAUAGCAAUUUUGAUUUGUUUGGAGCUGCAUCAGCUAAUUGGAGGGAUACUACUUACUGCAGUAUGGCUCCAGACCCUCCUACUGCUGAUGAAUUGCCUGAGGCUUGCAGAGAUAUUCUGAUUGAGUACUCGGAGCACAUAAAGAAGCUAGGUUGUUCUUUAUUCGAAUUACUCUCAGAGGCGCUUGGCCUCAAACCGAGCUAUCUGAAUGACACUGGGUGUUCAGAAGGGCUUGCUGUUUUGUACCAUUAUUACCCAGCAUGCCCUGAGCCAGAACUAACACUUGGAACUAGCAAGCAUUCAGAUAGUGACUUCUUCACAGUACUGCUACAAGAUAAUAGUGGAGGCCUUCAGGUUCUUCAUGACAAUUACUGGGUUGAUGUUCAUCCUCUCUCUGGAGCUCUAGUAGUAAAUUUUGGUGAACUUUUACAGCUCAUAUCAAAUGACAAGUUCAAGAGCAUUGCACACAGAGUACUAGCAAGUCGGGUUGGUCCAAGAGUAUCAGUAGCCUGUUUCUUUACCACUGGUCACUCAUUAUCAUCAAGAGUUUAUGGACCAAUUAAGGAGUUGUUAUCAGAAGAUAAUCCCGCGAGGUAUAGGGAAACUACAGUGAAGGAUUUCUCAGUUCACUAUAAUGCAACAGGGCUUGGAGGCAAAUCUGCGCUGCUAGGCUUUAGGAUCUGAACUCAUUUGUUAGUCAGUAACCAUUAGUUAGAUCCUAAAAUCAGUUAUAUGUAACAGUUCUGCUGGAGUAAAGCCAUAUGAUUGAGUUUUGUAUUCUACACUUUGUGGCCUUGUUAUUCCUAAAAUUAUGCUUCUUACGUCCAUUCCGCGUUCUGAAUAUCUCAGUAUGUAUGCAACAUUGCAACUGUGGUUUUUUAAAGUAUCUCGCUGAUGGAGAUUGAAUGUUUA